UGGUAACACAAGUUAGCAAGAGAACAAUCGAAGAAAGGUUGAAGCAGAGAAAUGGCGUCGAAUGCAGCUGCGCCCUUUUGGAGAUCGGCAGGGAUGACUUACAUCACAUACUCAAACCUAUGUGCCAACCUGGUCAGGAACUGCCUUAAGGAGCCCUACAAAUCCGAAGCUCUGUCUCGGGAAAAGGUCCACUACACCAUCAGCAAAUGGGCUGAUGGCAAGCCUCAGAAACCCACAAUCCGUUCAGACACUCCGGAAGACUGAAAAUAAGGUUGAAUCUCAGGCAUUGUUUCUUCUCGAGUGUCUUUGUACUGCCUUGGCACUAGACAGAGUGCAUGUCUGCUGGAGGUUGAUUUGGGACAUUUUAUCUUUCAAUAAUAUAGCCAAUAGACUUUGAUCUUUUUCUGUUGGAUGCAGAUGAUAUAAUUUUUCUCUUGUUUAUGUUGAAUCUUAUUGUUUUGAAAUCCAAGUGAGUUGAUGAUCACAA
Molecule: messenger RNA, 487 nt
Organism: Lycium ferocissimum
Lineage: Eukaryota; Viridiplantae; Streptophyta; Magnoliopsida; Solanales; Solanaceae
Product: ATP synthase subunit epsilon, mitochondrial
Exons: 2
Coding region: 52-264 (70 amino acids)
Biological process (GO): proton motive force-driven mitochondrial ATP synthesis
Cellular component (GO): mitochondrial inner membrane
Molecular function (GO): proton-transporting ATP synthase activity, rotational mechanism
Source: RefSeq, a predicted model, not a curated record